This is a messenger RNA of Trichosporon asahii var. asahii CBS 2479, 2136 nucleotides long. RefSeq lists its product as uncharacterized. NCBI's taxonomy places the organism in Eukaryota, Fungi, Basidiomycota, Tremellomycetes, Trichosporonales, Trichosporonaceae. The record is from RefSeq and is a predicted model, not a curated record. The coding region runs from base 1 to 2136 and encodes 711 amino acids. The transcript has 8 exons.
AUGUUAGGCAUGUUCCGUGUCGAGAAGAGGGAUGACUACGCCUACCGGCGCUACGACAUGCGCAGCGUCGGCGUCGGUCCCACCAAGACGACAGAGACCGCGGUUAGGGGCCGCGAGCGCUCAGUUCGACAGCGCGAGACCGAACUUGUGCAGGGUGCUGGGCCUUCGGUGGCCGAGAUCCGGCGGGAGUUCAACCGCGCAUCGGCGGUGCAGGCGGACUACUACGAAGACGAGGAAGAUUAUCCCGACGACGACGACUACUACGACGAUGAGCUGGAGGAGGUCGAAGGUCCGCUAGCUGCGCGCGACCUCGUGCGCCGGCUUGACAGGCUUGAGGCGCUCGACGCUGCCGCCAAGGCGUACGACGAGAGCUUCGACCUGCGGGAUCUGCGCGACUUCCGUGACCUCCGCGAGCUGCAGCUCUCGGACGGCGAAAUUUCCCACCCUCCGCCAUACCCCGACAGCCGGGGGUCGCCUCGCUCUCACUCCCCACCCCGCAACCGUCCGGUGCUGACCACAAUCUUCUUCAGCUUCGUAAACCGGUACAUCGCUCCGCAUCUUCCCGAGGAUAUCCAGGCGAUCCUCCACGACCCGCCGUCGCUGAACGACCCGGCUUCGCUCGUGCCCCUUCUCCGCGCCGCCGCGCCGUACACGCAGUACCUCCUGGUUCUGGUAGCGCUGUACGUCGUCUGGGCGUUCGUGACGGGCAUCGUCUUUUACCUCGGGCGCUUCCUGCGCUUCUGCUUCCGCAUCGGUCCCGUCCUCGCCAUUAUCGCCUGGGUCAUGGCCAGCACGGGUCAGGGCGGCAUCGACGUCCUCUUCGACGCUUUGAAGGCGUAUGCCGGCGAGGGAGCCGGAAACAACCGCCAGGCGGGUCGCUACGGCGGCGCUGGUGGUGCUGGCGGCGUCCCGAGGGGAGCGGCAAUCGCCGACCCUGACGUCAGUCCCGCCAGCGGUCUGCCAAAUGUUCGGUGGAGGUCGAUCACCCUUCUCGACACCUCAUCAUCAGUCAGCACCAGCGCCAUGUCCGAGUCACCAAAGGAAGUGCGCCUCGACGGCUUGCAGAAGGACAAGGUACAGGGUCUCCCGCCUUGUGCCUACUACAUUCGCGAUUUUAUCACCGAGGAAGAAGAGGAAUACUUGCUGAGGAAGGUGAGUGCCGUCAAUCUCAAGUCUUUUGGAAGAGCCUUCUUAGAGACAGAGAGCUCUGGUGCUUGUUACUUGCGGGCGCGAACGGGCAUAUCCGCCCUUCAGCUCCCAACACCGACUUGCCGAGCCCAGUCUCUUCCCUCCCUUCCUCCUUCUUGCUUGCUCCGGACACUCUCCGGAGAGCGAGACGCCGCAACCGAAAUGGAAGACGGUUGGAAGUGGGAGGCGUACUGGGGCGGAACCCUCAGCAAAAACGGCGUGCUGCUCCCCGAACCGAUGCCGGAAUGGCUUGAUUCACGCGGGAUUACCGAGCGCAUCGACUCAUUACUUGAUGACGCGGCUGGAUCCAGUGGCGGAGAGCACGCGCUCGGCAUCAACCAGGUCCUCAUCAAUGAGUAUGCGCCUGGACAGGGGAUAGCACCUCACGAAGAUGGCCCGGCUUUCUCUCCCCUCGUGACGACGCUGUCCCUUGGCUCGGUGACUGUCCUCGAUCUGCACCACUACGUCCGCCCCGAUGCCCCAUCACCGCCCAUGAUCGUUGUCGCCUCCGAGGACGGCGAGAGCGGCCGCGCCAUUGCCGCUGUGCCACUGGGGCAUGUGCUGCUCGAGCGACGAUCCCUGUUCGUACUGACGGGGGCUCUCUACCAGAGCCACCUGCACGGCAUCGCGGCACGGACCGAGGACUGGGUGCGUGCGCCGCAGACCGAGCCUCCAUCUGAAGUCAAUUCCACCGCUGAGGCCAAUGGAGAAGGCAACGCUGAGCAGAAGGACAAGAAGGAAGGCGCUGCAGGCGAGACGCAGCCCGGCGCGCCCGUCAUCAUCGCGAACGCGGAUCUGCUCAGCCCGAUACCGAAAACGCUCGUCUCGAGUCCCGAGGGCCUCAAGUACGAGCGCGAGACGAGAGUCAGCCUCACGUUCCGGCACGCGAAGAAGGUGCUGAAGGGCGGCAAGUUUAGCAUGCUUGGCGGAGCGCUGAGGAGGACGUAG